AUGGCAUCUUGGGAAGACGAAGAAAUUUCAGAUGAAGAAUUUAUAAGUAAUUGGGAUGUUGAUCCAGAAGAAGAGGAAAGAAAGGAAAAAGAAGCAAAAGAAGCAGAAGCUAAAAAGAAAGCAGAAUUAAAAGCAAAAGAAGAUGAAUUAAAACGUAAAAAAGAUAAGAAAAAACAAGACAUGGAAGAAUUCGAUGGAUUGGAUGAAAGAACAAGAAGGGAAUUAUUGAAAAAAGCAGAAUUGAAUGCUGAUUUAAAUAAUGCAGCAGAUUUAUUUGGAGGUUUGGGAGUUGCAGAAGAUGAUAAUGACGAAUUUGAUAUAAAUGAACAUCCAAGAGAAAAAGCAAGAAAAGCUGCUAUAUUAGAAGCAGCACAAAAAAGACCAGUAUUAACAAAAGAUACACCAUUAGAAGAACAUCCUUUAUUUCAACCAACUGAUAAACAAGAAUAUGAAAGAUUGAGAAAAGCAGUUGGUGCAUCAUUAACUGCAUUAAAUGAAGAUAGUUCAUUAUUAUAUGCAUCAAGUUUAGCAAUUGAUUUAAUUAGAGAUUUAACUCAACCAUUAUCGGUAGAAAACACAAGAAAAGUUAUAAGUACGUUGAAUGUUAUAAUAAAAGAUAAAGAAAGAUUAGAAAGACAAGCAAGAUUGAAAAAAACCGGUGGGACUGCUACUGGUGGUGCUGGGAAAAAGAAAGCCAAACCAGCUGCAAGACCUAAUGUUGGUGGUUUUAAAAAGGAUGAUAUGGAUGAUGGAUUUGAUGAUUUUGAUGAUGAUGAUUUCAUGUAA
This is a messenger RNA of Lodderomyces jiufengensis, 786 nucleotides long. It is a transcript of the gene HCR1, whose product is annotated as translation initiation factor eIF3 subunit j. The transcript has a single exon. The record is from RefSeq and is a predicted model, not a curated record. Gene Ontology annotation, molecular function: translation initiation factor activity. The coding region runs from base 1 to 786 and encodes 261 amino acids. Gene Ontology annotation, cellular component: eukaryotic translation initiation factor 3 complex; cytoplasm. NCBI's taxonomy places the organism in Eukaryota, Fungi, Ascomycota, Pichiomycetes, Serinales, Debaryomycetaceae.